CUCAGCGAACCAGACUUAGUUUUAAUCAGACUUUUUAACAUUUGCUAUCUAGUAGCAAUUUAGGGGUGCACUAAAGGGUGAAGAAGUAGUUUUAGUCAACAGUUCUCCUCUCAGUGAUUCAGUUUCGACUUCUGUGCUGUUUAUUAGACCAUGGGGAAAUGCUGCAAAGUCAGCAAGCUGUGCAUACUGUUUGUGGUCUUAGCCCUGAUCUCCAUAGCAACCAUUGUCACGUUGUGGACUAUUGCCCUGACAGGAGGAGAUGAUAUUGAUGACGUCACAGCUCCUUGGGACAGCUAUCGCCUCCCCACUGAUUUGGUCCCUGAUUACUACAACAUCACCCUGUGGCCUCGUCUCAGCCGUGACCCAAACACUGGCCUCUACAUUUUUACAGGCCGAUCCACUGUGGAGUUUAAGUGUGUGAAGGAAACAGAUCUGAUCCUGAUUCACUCCAACAAACUCAACUACACCACACUUGAUGACACACACACUGCCAGACUCAUCGCCUCAGGUGGUGGGUCUGCUCCCAGUAUUAAGUCCUCCUGGUUGCAGCUUAAGACCCAGUAUCUGGUUAUCCAGCUGAAUGGUAAAUUAAGUCAAGGACAGAAGUAUCAGCUGUACACUGAGGUCACUGGAGAACUAGCUGAUGACUUGGAGGGCUUUUACCGGAGUGAAUAUGAAGAAGAUGGAGUUCAAAAGAUUGUGGCCACCUCUCAGAUGCAUCCAACUCAUGCCAGAAAGACCUUCCCUUGUUUUGAUGAGCCGGCUAUGAAAGCUGUUUUCUAUAUGACUCUCAUCCACCCUGCUGGAACUGUAGCCCUGUCCAAUGGCAUGGAAAGAGAUAUUGUUAACAACACUAUUGAUGGAGUAGCUGUGACACAAACCACGUUUGAACCCACCAAGAAAAUGUCCACCUAUCUGCUGGCCAUUGUCAUCUCUGACUACAUACACCUCAAUGCUACACAAGGAGAUACUCUGAUCCGUAUCUGGGCUCGCAGGACGGCCAUUGAGCAGGGACAGGGAAACUACGCCCUCAAUGUGACUGGACCCGUACUGGACUUCUUCCAGUUGUACUACAACAUCUCCUACCCUCUGAACAAGUCAGAUCAAAUAGCUCUGCCAGACUUCUAUUUUGGUGCCAUGGAGAAUUGGGGUUUGGUGACAUACAGAGAGACCAACCUUCUCUAUGACCCUGUGACCUCCUCCAACAGAAAUAAAGAGACCACUGCCACCAUCAUUGCUCAUGAACUAGCACACAUGUGGUUCGGUAACCUGGUGACUCUGCGCUGGUGGAAUGAGGUCUGGCUGAAUGAGGGCUUUGCUACAUAUGUUUCCUACCUGGGAGCGGACCAUGCUGAGCCUUCAUGGGACGUGAAAGACUUGAUAAUACUUGAUGACGUCCACAGGGUGUUUGCAGUCGAUGCUUUGACCUCCUCUCAUCCACUGUCUUCUAAAGAAGACAGUAUUAUUCUACCAGGCCAGAUCACUGAGCAGUUCGAUGCCAUCUCAUACAGCAAGGGUGCAGCAGUGCUGAGGAUGCUGUCUGAUUUCCUCUCAGAGCCGGUCUUUGUCCAGGGGCUCAGUAUGUACCUCAAAGACUUUGCUUACAGCAACACUGUAGGGGAUGAUUUGUGGCACCAUCUACAAAUGGCAGUGAAAGCCAAUAAUGUUUCACUUCCUUAUCCAGUUGAUGACAUCAUGAAUCGCUGGGUGCUUCAGAUGGGUUUCCCUGUAGUUACCAUAGAUACUAGCACAGGAAAGGUAUCCCAGAAGCACUUUCUCCUGGAUCCAGAGUCUAACGUCACAAUCGAAUCACCCUACAAGUAUGAGUGGCUGAUUCCUGUUAAGUGGAUGAAGGUCGGUGAGGUCCAGAGAGACAUCUGGUGGCUGAUGGAAAAAGAAGCUGUAAACCUGGAGAUGAGGUCAAGUGAUUUUUGGGUUCUGGCUAACAUUAAUGUGACUGGAUAUUACCGGGUGAACUAUGACCUGGGAAACUGGGAACGCCUCUUCAUUCAACUUAAUUCAGACCACCAGGUUAUACCAGUGAUAAACAGAGCCCAGCUUGUGGAUGAUGCUUUCAAUUUAGCCAGGGCUCAGAUGGUCUCCACCUCUCUUGCUCUGAGGACGACCCUCUAUCUGUCUGUGGAGACAGAAUACAUGCCCUGGCAGUCUGCUCUGGAUAAUCUUGGAUAUUACUACCUCAUGCUAGACCGUACUGAAGUCUAUCAGCCUAUGCAGGAUUACAUGAGGAAACUGGUGACUCCCCUCUUCCUGUACUUCAAAAACAUGACAUCAGACUGGACCCAUGUUCCUGACAGACACACUGAUCAGUAUAACCAAGUGAAUGCCAUACGUAUGGCCUGCAGGACUGGAGUAACAGAAUGCCAGAACCUGACCACCACAUGGUUCAAACAAUGGAUGGAGAACCCCCAACACAAUAUGAUCUAUCCCAACUUGCGUUCAGCAGUGUACUGCAGUGCCAUGGCAGCAGGUGAUGAGGCAGAGUGGGAGUUUGGCUGGUCACAGUUCAAGAAGGCUACUGUAGCCAGCGAGGCCAGCAAACUCAUGUCUGCAUUGGCCUGUACCAACAAGACACAGCUGCUGGAAAGGUAUCUGUCUUAUACCUUAAACUCAACUAUGAUCCGUAAGCAGGACGCAACCUCUGUCAUCACAUCCGUCGCCAGCAACAGAGUGGGACAGAGUCUGGCAUGGGACUUUGUCAGGGAGCAUUGGGAAUACAUGUUCACACAAUAUGGCGUGGGCUCUUUCUCCUUUGCCUCUUUGAUCAGUGGGGUCACUGCAAGGUUCUCUACACCUGCUGAACUGCAACAGCUGGAGGAGUUUGUGGAGAAGCACGGAGCAGCAGAGUUUGGAUCUGCCACACUGGCUGUGAAGCAGGCGUUGGAGAGGACAAGAGCUAACAUCAAAUGGCUGCAGCAGAACAAACAGGGGAUCUGGGACUGGUUCAACAGUCAAACUGGACAUUAGCUGAGAAAGGCACAGUGAAAACACAGUCAAUGAUAAGAGCCACCAGAGUUUAGAGAAACUGGGUAGAACAUAAAGACAUAAAGAUACACUACAUUUCUAUAGUAACAGAUUAACAAAGCUACUUCUUUAAAUUGGGAAAUUUGGACUAACCUGGUUUGUAUGAGGGAGAAAAACUCUUAACUAUUAACACAUUGGCAUGCCAUUUGCAUGGUAACAUUUAACAUUAUUCUAUAUAGUGUAUUUAAGGUUUUUGCUUGUCAACUUCUUGUGUGUAACGGUUGCCAUGAAAUCCUCGAGAACCUGAUCUGUUGAAAUGUCGUUUUAACAAUUAAUAAAAUGUGACUUAAA
Molecule: messenger RNA, 3333 nt
Organism: Epinephelus moara (kelp grouper)
Lineage: Eukaryota; Metazoa; Chordata; Actinopteri; Perciformes; Serranidae
Product: aminopeptidase Ey-like
Exons: 23
Coding region: 151-2985 (944 amino acids)
Biological process (GO): peptide catabolic process; proteolysis
Cellular component (GO): cytoplasm
Molecular function (GO): zinc ion binding; peptide binding; metalloaminopeptidase activity
Source: RefSeq, a predicted model, not a curated record